Messenger RNA from Orussus abietinus, 2734 nucleotides. Its product is annotated as lysosome-associated membrane glycoprotein 1. The coding region runs from base 164 to 1243 and encodes 359 amino acids. The transcript has 5 exons. Lineage: Eukaryota; Metazoa; Arthropoda; Insecta; Hymenoptera; Orussidae. Gene Ontology annotation, cellular component: membrane. The record is from RefSeq and is a predicted model, not a curated record.
AACCUCCUCUCUCGUAACGGAUUCUUUCUUCUGCUUCAUUUUAUCCCAUUUUAGCAUUUACGGUCCUUCUGUGAGGUUCUCUUCUGUGCAAAGAGUUUUCGGGCGAGAGCAGUCUGUAGCUUUUACGUAUAUAGAAUAGUGCAAUAACCCGGUAAUUACGACAAUGUGGAAGAAAACGAGCUUUAUACUUCUAUGCGUCGCCGUGGUCCUGGCAGCAGGUGAAGAUUCAAUAAGUGCAAAUAAAUCAAAAUUUGUAGAAAAUAAUAAAACUGAAGAAGUUGAACAAAAAGUAGACACCCCACAAGUUAUAACAAUAACUAAAAAAGAUAAUGAGGUGAAACCAAAAUCACCUGUGGAACCGACAAUGCCAACUGAAUCUGCACCAACUACAGUAUCCGAAAGUACUCCAGAGCCAAGUCCUACGACGCCCCCACCCACCAGUGAAUCAACCUUUCCAUCAACGUCUGACGUACCCGUCAGUCCAACUUUAAGUUCAACUACUGCAAGUGAUGCCACGACCAAGGAUUCUAAAACCACUACACCAACGCCCACUACUAGUACGGUAGUGCCUGUAACAACCACUGUAAAGCCACCUACAGGACCUGGAAACUGGUUUGUCAACGGAACCACUGGAUACUGUAUAGUUGUAAAGAUGGCAGUGGAAUUAAACAUCACCUACCCAAUGACAAAUAAAACGGGAAAUGUGGUACUACACCUGCCAAAAGAUAACAAGACUGCAGUUGCCACUGGAAUAUGUGGAGCCAUUGAACAGAAUAUAACUAUUUCCUGGCCAUCCGAUAUUGUCAAUAAUUCAUUGACUCUGCAUUUCAUCCAAAAUGCAACUUCGAAGAAUUACGAUCUUCACUGCAUAAAUGUUACGCUGUCCAGUUCAAACUUCCCGAAUAUAAGUAGCAAUGCAUCAGUUAAUCUGGUUCACCAGAAUUCUCAUUUCUCAGUUGGUGUAGGAAACUCGUAUAGGUGCCUGAGGACCCAACAUUUAAAGUUAACCAAAGUUAACAGCAAUGUAACCCUUGGAUCCUUUGACGUGUCUGAUUUACAGUUCCAAGCUUUCAAAACUGAUAAAUCUUUGAUAUUUGGUUUCGCCGAGGAUUGCAGUUUGGAAACUCCGGACAUCGUCCCGAUAGCAGUUGGCUGUGCAUUGGCAGCUCUAGUGGUGAUAGUGCUGGUGGCAUACCUCGUUGGACGCAGACGCACUCAAGCUCGCGGUUACCUCAGCAUGUAAUCCGGGCUCUAUCCCUCUUCUUUUAUAUCACAUGAAACUAAUAUUCCUUCGGUACGAAUCCUUAAGUUUUCAAACGCGUUACUACAUUUGUGACCGCGUGCGUCGAGAUAUAAAAUCCAGGGUUCGUUAUUUUGUGUGCAUCCGUGCAUACGGAGCUCGGCGUACGCGGCAGUUAAAUUUAUUCGUUCGUAAGAUUCCAGACAUUGCGUUUCCUAUUGAAUAGAAUUUAUUAGAUGUAUUUAGAUGAUGGAGGGAACCGCUACACCUAGAGAGUAAUCGUAAUACUAAGAGACGAGAUGGCCGUGUUUUGAAGAGAGAAAAUGAAAAAGGAGGGAAAAAAAAAGAAAGAAUUGAUCUACUAUCCAUCUAGCGGACUCAUCUGAAACAAAGAGAAUCUCGCUUUUUAAAUCUGGUAUUAACAGUUAUUGUUAUUAGCACUGCACUUCACUUUUUAUACAUCCACUCCGUGCUGUGAAGUACCCGCCUGAGCAUUUCAUUCUCCCAGAACAACGUCCUCCUCGGAGAGAGGGCUUCCCGUCAGGCUUCAUUCUGCGAAAGAAAGUAGGGAAGCACUGGUUAGCUUAAACAGCAAUUAGUAUGUGAUAAUGUAAUUGUAGUGAUUGCCGUUGAUGCUAGUCAGCCUCGAGAGCUGGAAAAAAAUGACGUACCGGUAAUUGCAGUAUAAGCUGACUCCCCCCAUAAACGGGCAUAUUUGUAAACGUGAUUUCAGAUGAGUAGUUGGAUGAGCGAACGCACCCGAGGUGCUUCCGUUUAUAUCUAAUUUGUAUUUUUGUUACAUUCAAUUGCAAUUAUUUCAUUUCGAGACCCGUUUCAGAACACGCGUCUAAUUAUACCACAAAGUGUAUUACUAGAAUACGAAGGAGCGCGGAUGUUUAAAAAAAGAAAACUGGAAACUUCUUCUCCAACACGUCUCAUGAUAUAUAAAUACGUAUAUAUAUCUCGCCCAUUUUUAAUUCGAAUAUUGGAUCCCUUUGAGAGUUAUUAAAUUUAUUUUGCUGUGUAAAACGCGUGCCAUUCAUUAUUAGUAAUGUUUAUGCGUACAAGUGACAGAAUUCUCCGGAAUUCUAGGCACUUCACCUUCAACCACGUCCUUGCGCAAUUUUUUUGUAUACAUGUGACCUUCUGAGGUUUAUAACAUUACAUUACCAAAACUCAAGAGCUUCGUCAUUCAACGACGUAGUAAUGUUAGAAAUUUCGAAAUAAUUCUGCAUGGUUAAAUGGUACUAACGAGGGAGAGAGAAAAUGAGGAAAAAGGGGAAAUUAUUAUUUUUUAUGCUGCUUUAGGAUUAUUCGUCGUGAGACUUCAAUGAAUUAGGUCGAAGUCAGGCCAGGGUAUGUGGAUAUAAAAUUCUUGGGAGAAAAGAAAAACAACUGUACAUAUUAUAAAGUACUACUUUUGGAUUACAUAACUACGUCGUGUUUAAACUGGUGCAUUGACACUCGUUAAUAAAGAUACGUAAAUACUGCAAA